AUGUUUUAAAGUCAAAUUAAAAAUAAUAUCUAAUUUUUGUUUGAAGAUAUUUCAAAAAAUAUCAAAACAAACAUCAAAAUAAAAACAAUCAAAAAUUUUAAUAAUAAAUAAAUACAAACCAAAAAUUCAUAUUUCUUUUAAUACACUAAGAAAUAAUAAAGCAAAAUUUGCAAAAUAAAACAAGAAAUAGUAAAUAAGUAAGUAAGUAAAUAAGUAAAAUGUCAGGUGAAGUUCUUAAGCUCCAACAAGAAUUAGAAAAUGAAGUUAAGGAUAUGCAAAAUCUCUAAAAAGAAUUGUAAAAACUUAAUGAAGGCAGAUAAAAGCUCAUUGAACAACAAAAUGAAUCUGAAUUAGUUUAAAAGGAAAUAGAUUUAUUAGAAGAAGAAGCUGUUAUUUAUAAGCUCUCAGGUCCUAUUUUAAUUAGAUAAACUUUAACUGAAACUAAGAGUACCAUCAAAACUCGUAUUGAAUAUAUUAGAAAGGAAGCUAUUAAGGGAGAGCUCCUUUUAAAGGAUAACGAAACCAAGUAGCUUGACAAGAAAAACAAAAUAGUCAAAUUACAAGAAAACUAUUACAAAGCUGUUAUGGGUCCUCAAUAUGCUCAAAUGA
Messenger RNA from Tetrahymena thermophila SB210, 609 nucleotides. RefSeq lists its product as hypothetical. The transcript has a single exon. The record is from RefSeq and is a predicted model, not a curated record. Lineage: Eukaryota; Ciliophora; Oligohymenophorea; Hymenostomatida; Tetrahymenidae.